Messenger RNA from Porites evermanni, 20143 nucleotides. NCBI's taxonomy places the organism in Eukaryota, Metazoa, Cnidaria, Anthozoa, Scleractinia, Poritidae. The record is from the annotation of a GenBank genome assembly.
AUGGUGGGCGAAGAGACCGAGAUUAAAACGCUGGUGAGUGUUUUUUUUUGUCUCAUAUUUCUUCUUUAUUUUUGACUAAAAGUUUUAACGAUCAAAUAAAUCAACGGCUCGGCUGGUGAAAGCCUAGAGAAAAAUACAAUAUGUUGAACUGACGCCAGGCUACUUCCACUUCGUCAUAUACCAUUGAAUUGCAAUUUAAUAGAUCUUUUAACCUUAAAAGUCUUAAUUGACUUAGUUUUCACACAAGUAUGACCAUUCUAGUUUUUCUACAAGAAGUAACAAUCGACGAGUUUUGAAAUGAGGGGAGGGGAAGAUUGCACUAUUAUUUUGAACCAUAAUAUUAGUAAUACAGUCAAACCUAAUGUAUAAUAAGCGAGUACCCUUGGGGAAGGAAAAAGUGGUUUGUUGCCAGCGGAAAAGAUGUUGUAUUUUCUUGUUUUAAGUGACAUGCUGACAAUUUUCUCCACUAGUAUUGGCCGAUUAGCAGAGGUUUAGCUCUUGUAAUAACAAUAAUAAAAAUGACAAAAAGCAACAGUAACGGCAACGACAACAACAACAACGACAGUAAGACUAAUUUCAAUAACUAUGGUCACUCAGUUAAUUCCAAUAAAAUUAUGCCUAUUCUCUGGGCUGUUGUUAGGCGUUUUUCAUUUUUCAUCGGAAAACUGCAAAAUACUUGUCUUUCACAAAAUGAUACGUAACGUUAGAAAUAUACCAUAAUUGUAAGCAUCUUGCAACUCCUUUGGCUUAUGCUAAAGGAUCCUCUUAAAUUUGUCAAUCUUUAUCAGGAAUCAAAUGAUCUAUGAUUGAAGCCAAUAGAUCAUUGAAAGUUAUGGAUGGAAGCAAGGCUGACAGUGACCUUGUUUUGAUGCAAACCGUCCUGCUUUAUUGUGUAUUAGUUAUUUUUAUGUUUACUUGUAUUUUUCAAGGACAAUUUCCAUAACAAAGCAAAGGGGUUUGUAUCAAAACAAGGUCACCGUCAGCCUCACAUUCACUCAAAGGCUAGUGUACUCAGUCCACAAGUGCAAAAUGGUGUCAUGUGUGUAUGUUGUGGUUUAGUUUUAUUCUUGCUUUGAGACGGAAUCCACCAGGAAAUUGAGUAAUUUUAAAUUUCAGUGGACAAAAACCUUGUACCAGAAUAUUGCAUUCUUUUUUUACCUUUUUCAAGGGCUAAAGAUGUAAUUAGUCAUCUGUAAUAACACCAAAGACUAUUUCUCAUGGGAGUUUGAGAAAAUGAAUGUCAAAUUUCACAAGAAUUGUGAAAACACACUGGUAAAAUUCUGAAAAUUUCAUGUGUAAGAUGCAAUUUUGUGAAAUUUUACAAUCAUUUUCUCAGGCUCCCAUAAGAGAUUUUCUUUGGUGUUAUUACAGAUGACUAAUUAUAUCUUUAGCCCUUGGAAAAUGUAAAAAAAAAUGCAAUAUGCUUUAAAUUAUUCUGGUAUGAGGUUUUUGUCCACUGAAUAUUUAUUAAAAUUACUCAAUUUCCUGGUGGAUUCGGUCUUAAUUUCUUUCCCUUUGUCUCAAUCUCAAUGUCAUAAUUUUACCAUACCCCAAAACAAAACAAAAAACUGUAAACCAAGCAUAAAAUUGAACCUCAUCAUGUAUUGUUUGUUUCCUUUCACAGCCUGAUGCAACAGAUAGAAGUCCAAAGGAAAUGAAGAAGUGUGGAUUAAUUAAUUCAUUUUUUAAACCUGUUGUUAAAUCAAAAGAAAACACAGAAUCAAAGUCAGAAACUGAAACAUCAGCAAGUGUUAGCUCUGAUGAUGAUGGCAAUAAGAAGGACAAUGCUGAAACCAUUUUAGAAUCUAAUCAGUCAGGUUUAUUUGAGCAAAAGGAAAAGUGCUGUAACACAAAAUCACACCCUGAUAACAAACUUUCAUCUCAGGGAGAGCGUGUCGGUGUGAAAUCUAAGCAAACAAAAGCUAAGUCUUCUAUAACCUGCUCUGUUCAAAAUGCAUCAAAAGUUUUGAGUAGUUCAGGAUCUGAAUUUGAAGAUGAUGGAAGGAGUUUGCUCACAGCAAAAAGUAAAGAACGACAAAAGUCCAGGAAAAAGAAGGAGAAAGCUGGAAAAGGAAGUGAAUUUGGUACUCAGGAGGUUGAGGGAAAGAAUGUUGUAAAUGAUAGAGAAAAGGCAGUUAAGAAACCAAGGACGUCGGUCAAGAAAGGAAAAAAAGGUACAGGAACUGGAGGCAACUGUACCAGAAGUUUAGAACAGUCUGGUCAAGACAAUAACAAAAAUAUAGAUGGCAAAGAGAGAGAAAGUAGGUCUGUUGGAAAUUAUCAGUCAAAGGAUUCAAACAAGACCUCUGUGGAACCUUCUUUUGAUCAACACAUUGAAUUAAAAGCAGAACAAAAUAGUGAAGAAAAUGAAGCAAGGGAUGCAUUGAGAAGUAAAGGGACCGCAGUAAUCAGGACUAGUGCAUUUGAUGUUUUGAUGAAAAGUCAAAGAGCUCAGAAAACAGACAAUCAUAGCACUGAAAGCACGCUAUCUGAGGCUUUGCAAUCAGAUGCAAUACCUUGUGACACUGUAGAGGGUAACUCAUGUUCUUGUGAAAUAACUGAUGUGAAGGAAAAUCUUCAGUCUAAAGAAACUGCUUCUUGUCAAUCAAAGUCAUUAACAGAAGAAUCUUCAUCUGAUAAAAAUGAAAUUGACAGUAGUCACAGAACUAAUGCUUUUGAUUUCUUGAUGAAAAAAGGGAAGUUUGUUAACAGUCCUUGCACUGAAGACUCACAAGCUGAGACGGAAUUAGAGUCUGACGUCACAGGGGACUUUGAACAGUCACUGAAAAAGAAACCCAAGAAAAAGACCUUUGAGUUUCAGCUUAGUAUACGUGCUAGUAACAAAAAGGACAUUGAAAUUUCAUUUGAAUCGGAAAGUGUCAGUGCUGAUACUUGUCAAGAGAAAGCUCAAGAGAAAAGCAAAAAGAAAAAGAGAAAAAACAAAAAUGACAGCAUGUCUGCUGGUGAAGGCGAAAGUGAUCAUUCUUUUGUCAAUGAAAAGAGUGAUGAAGGGGAUUUUUGCAAAUCCAAAAAAGUAGGAAAAAAGUCCAAAGUUAAGAGCAAAGUCAAGAGCAAACUAGAUUCAGCUGAUGUUUCCCUUCUUGAGGAGCAUUCUGAAGAGGAAAAUAAGAAUGAGGUUCAGAAGAAAAAGAGAAGAUCAGGAAGAAAAAGUGCCGCCAAUGUGGUCGCAGUGGAUGUUGAUUCUAACCACCCAGAUGAUGCCAAAGAGUUUGAACCAGCAGCCAAAAAUGUAAGGAAAAAGGCAAAGCAUGAGGGGAGCAAUGAAGAGAAUCAUGGAGAUAUCAAAGGAAAUUCCAGGAGGAAAAGAAAAGCUAAAAGAAGUGAUGCUAGUGCCAGCAAAAAAGCUGAGGAGAAAAUAGAGCUGGAAACCGUUUCUGAUAACCAGAGGGAAACCAGCAGUAGCAGAGGUAAGACUAUAAUUUGAGAUUUGAAAAGAAUGAACUAUUACUUCUUGACUAAUUUACAUAGGUUAGAUGUAUCAUUAAUUUUAUUAACACAUCUUACUUGUGUACCAGUCAGUGAUGUUGUAAUAAGAAAAGCUCUUAGUUUUUGUGAGACUGCCAGAAACUUUUUAGGCGAUUGAAGGGAUUUUGUACGUCAACUGGAUUUUUCUGAUGCAGGAGCCUUCCACUUUUACCUGGGGUGAGUGGGGAGCAAGAAGAAAAGGAACCACCUUUUUUGUUCUCAAAGGAAUUAGAACUUGAAUGGAGCAGUCAGUCUGGUUGUUUACAAUACAGUACCACUCAAAAGUAAAAUUAAUUGAGGAGACUUGAUUCUUGUGUCUUGAAACUCGAACGAAUUGGGUUCUCGAGUCUUGAGAUGCAAGAAUCAAGUUCUCGAGUUUCGAGAAAGCUGCAUUUUUGAAUAUUCAUCACUUGAAGUUUGUCUGGUAAAAGCUUCAAAAGAAAGUAAUAAUUACUUUCUUUAUUUUUAUUACAGUCAAAGCUCUGCUUGCGACCACUCUUGUUAGCGACCAGCUCUACUUAAUUUUUUAUGACCCCCUUUGUGAAACCUCGUUUGAACUGUGACUUAAACUUAUUUGUAAUAAAAAACUCCCGCAAGCAACUGCUCCUGACUGGACUCUCCCUUGUUUUUAAGUUCUCGUAAGCAACCACUCAGAGUCUUAUUCAUAUAAAUCGACACUUUGAAGAAGUUGCACACUGUGCUAAUGGUACUAAUAUUUAGAUCUGAGGUUAUUUCGGUCUAAAAAAUUGGACAUAAAGCUUACUAAACAUACCCUGGGUGCCAGAGACUUUUCAUGCAUGGUUUCCGGUUUUCAGUUAAAUCUUUAGGGUGACUUCAGCCUGUGGCUGACACUGAAGCAUCCUGCUGCACAUGAGAAAAAAUCUCUGUUACUCAGGGUGUGUUAAACAUUAAUUUUGUUUGUUUUUCUUUAUGAAUAUUAACGAUUUUCUGAAGCUCUCCUAAGUGAACACCCUCUAAUGUUUUACCAUGCGGUGGCUUAUGAGAGCUCAUUCUUGUAAGCGACCAGCUCUGGUUACGACCACUUUUUCGAAUUUCUGAGAUGGUCGCUUACGAGAGCUUUGAUUGCUCUUGAAAAAUUCAGCUGGUGGCCGAGCAAAUUAUUGUAUUGUCAGUAUGGGUGUGAUUGCUCAGAGAUGUCUUUUUUGUUUUUAUUUUCUUUCAGAUCCCAAACCUUUAGCAGCCAUAUUCCUCAAGAAACCAGCAACCUCCUCUAAAACUGAAAUCACGGAAGAAAACCAGGCUGUUGGCAGUCCAGGUAGAUCAGCUUCAUCCAGUUUAACCUGUCCAUCAAACAUUUCAACUGAUGCUAAAGACAAGCAGAAAACAGUUGACAAAGAACCUCUUCGGAACAAAGAAAAGUCUGUUGAAGAGAGAGAAGCAGCAAACAGGGCAUUCAAGGCUCUCUUCACAGGUGCAAGCUCCCAAAAGGCAGCUCCUUCUGUUAAUGUUAUUGAGGCACUUCCUGUUGACAAAGAACUUUCCCAGACCAGUGACAAGUCUACCAAACAAAGUGUUGACAAAGAAUCUACUCAAUCCAAGGAAACAACUGCUGAAGAAAAGGAAGCAGCUAACAGAGCAUUCAAAGCUCUGUUUACAGGUGCAAGUUCCCAGAAGACAGCCACUUCUGUUAGUGUUGUUGAAGCAUGUCCUGCUCCUUGGCCAUCAGUUAGUCAUGUGUUGCAAAAAGAUGAAGAUUUUUCUUCCAAUGAAAGUUUUUGGUGUCUUCCUUGGCCAGUUGGAAAGGAUUGCAAAUUUGAUGUUUCCUUACACUGCUAUUUGCUCUCAGAACGUAAGUGAAAUGUACUUGUACCAUUCAAUGAAUGAUUAUUUUCAUUGAUUAUUUUUAACGAUUAUUUUUAUUUUUAAUGAAAUGGUUUAUCAGAAUCAAUCAGAAUGUACCAUUACAUUGUAUCAAACAAGCAGAUACUGUUUUUACAGCUUAUUAAUACUGAAUUGAGCAUUCAUAUGCCGAUAUUGUCCUGGAUUAAACUUUAUAGGGGUGUACCUUAUUUGUAAGCAACUUAUACUGGAGCUGUCCCUAAUUAACAUAUAUAAUUAACUGUUUUAUAAACAUUAUUGGUGUUGGAUGACAAUACUCUGCUAUACCUUUUUUGUUGGAAAGUUUGGGGGACUGUUAUUUCCUUUUGUGUGAAAUUUAAUGUCUGCACUUACUCCGUACCAACCUAAGACCCAGUGAAGCACCUGUUACUACCGCCACCCACCCCCUGCCCUGCCUCUCUGGAUGGGAUGCGCCUCUAUCACAGGGUUAUCCACAUUGGUACGCUAUAUGUGUGUGGUAGUAUUUAUACUAACAUCAGAGAGAAGAGGGAGAGUGGAUCAGGGCUGACUGCCAUUAAGAGCCCGGGGCUAGGGAUUUCCCCCAGCCGCUAUGAAUGUGGCCCGCUGCAGCUAUUUUCAUAAGAAAGAAGAAGAAAAGUAGAACCAUAAGAAAUCCUUAGCUGUUUGAUUCCCUGCCUACCUGUUAUAUUUACCCGAUAACUUGAAGUCUUAGUGGCAACCCUGGUGGAUUCAAAAUAAAUAUUUUUUCUAAGAAACAAUACAACGACAAGGCUUGAACUUGUACCUACAGAUCUAAAGUUAAUGUUAUUGUUUGGCCACCACACAUCUACCACUUAACUGAAUGAGUGCUACUUAUUAUCAAUGACCGUUCUGUAUAAAUUUCUUAACCCAUUAAUUUCUCUCAACUCCAAUAAUUUAUGCAUGGAAUUUUUUUUCAAAUUUUUUUGUUUCAUACAAAAACUAAACUAUUCUUCUUUUCUUUUUCAGGUCCACUAGAUAAUGCAAUUUACAGCCAAUCACCAUUAAUUAUGCAGAACAAGGUCUUGCAUGUUGCUGGCCAUUCCAUGGGUAACAGGCCUCAUAUGGUUAGUUUUCUAUUUGAUAAGCUCAACUCUUAGUUCUUGGUAGAAAGUUAAUUUUUUUAUGAAUUUUCCUUGGUUUGUUUGAACAGGAAAAAAAGACAGAACAACCAUCCUUCCCAGAAGCAGUUAUUAAAAAGAUACUUUCAGAGUUAGCCUUGUUUUACCCCGGUGUACCCUUGAGAAAACUUUACAAACGUUAUGCAUCAAAGUUGGAAAAGUACAAGGCAUCCAUUGAAUCAGGUGAGAACAAACAACUUGCUCUAGAGAGAAAAGUACCAAAGGAUGAUACUAAAAAGGAUGAAAAGUUACUUGAAAGUAAGGAAGGACUUCAAGAGGUGAACAUGGAUAGUCUACCAUGUAAGAAAGGAAGAGGAAAGCGACGACUCUCCAGUGACGGUGGUGUUGGUCAAGAGAAAAAAAUUGCAAGAAAAAGUGGUAAUUUUUCUGGAACAUUGCCUUGCAAAGAUCAGGGCCUAGUAGGAGAUCAGUCUGCAAGAAAAUCAUGCAAGAAAAGACAGAGAGAAGAAGAUAAGGACCACCUUCAAGAGAAGGCCUGUAAGGGUAGAAGAUUGUCCACAAGACUACAGCAAAAGAAACAGACCUGUGCUGAAGACAAAACUGUUGACAAUAACUUGCCUCAAAAGCUUGAGAUGUCAUCUAGCAGAAAGAAGCGAAAGAGAACAACUGAUUGUGAUUUAGAUGUGACAGAAGUAAUUCAUACUGUUUCUAAAGAGCAACUUACAUGUGCCACCCCUGGUGCUCCCACAGAUUCUAAAAGUGAUAAGACUCUGAGUGUUCUUAAUGAUGCUCUGUGGACUGAUUUGUAUCGUCCUGUUCAUUCUACUGAAGUUAUGCCGAAUGCUUCUGCUGUGAGCAAACUGAGAUCCUGGUUAGAGGAAUGGAAGAUAAAGAGAGAAAAAACUCUCCGAAAAGAACUACAACAACAGAAAAGGUACCCGUUAAUUUUAUGCUGUGUAAUUUUGAUAACUACUAGGGAUUUGACAGUGGUAUACAUCAUCCUUAUUUUUUUUAAAAUUAAUAAUACAGAAAAGUAGAAAUGUUUGCGGACAUGUCUUAGUUACAUUUACGUUUAGUUUACAUUUUAGCUACAAUAGCUUUCAACAACUUUCUUGAGUGAUGAAAGUAACAUGGCCAGAGAUUAAUCCACUUGUCCCCAGUGACCAGAAAGGACUUUUUCAGGGUUUGCACAGUCUUGAAAAAUCCUUGAACUUUCUUCAACUUCUAAUGUAGUGGCCUGGAAAGUGUUUAGUAAUGCUUUUUGCUUCUCCAAGACAGAAUAUAAAUUAUAGUCCGGAGAAGUGAAAGGUGACUUACAUGAAGUGGCUUUUGUUUUAUGCACUAAUUAACUGUCAAUUUUAGACAAGUGAACUGAAAAAUUUAGAGAAGUUGGUGGAGCAAACAGUUCAAACUUUAAUGUUCCAUUUGAAUGAACUGCCAAAGUGCAUUUCUGUGCUAUCUGUGUAAUUACAUUCCUGUUAAGUGGUCCUUGAAAAUCAAAUGUGGUCCUAUUAAAUGGUCCUUGAAAAGUCCUUAGGAAAUGGUUGUGAUCUUUUGUAUGAACGGAACCCUGUUUUUCAAGCCCUGUUCAUGCAGCUUAUGUGACCAAACUUACAACAUUUUCCAGUUUAGAAAAUAGACCCUCUUAGGCAUUUUUGUUUCUCUUGCCAAUUUCCAUGCCAACUGUUAAAUGUACAUAAUUGUUAUUACGUAAUUUUUUGAAAGUCACCUUGCCAUCCUGGUUCUACUUUUUGAUGUAACAACAACAACAGCAUGUUAGGUAAUCAAAUUGGGUAGUGAGAAAAAAACAGACAAAAUAAUUGAAAAAAUUGAUACAAUGCUAGAAUAUUGACAUAUUUUUUUAAUGAUGAUGAUGAUGAUGAUGAUAAUGAUGAUGAUGAUGAUGAUGAUGAUGAUGAUGAUAUACCUUAUUUUUACACUCAUCGUUUUGCCAUCUCCGCCCACAACUAGCAAGAGCUAGACAAGGUGGGCUUCAAUUACAACAAUCAAUACAACAUCAAUUAGGAGGAAAAAUAGUAGGUACCAUUAUGGUUAAGAUCACCACAAUAUUGUAACUGCUUUCACUAUACUGUACUGUUUUCUGCUUUUCUAGGCUUUUAGCAAAGCAGAAAAGCAAAGCAUCAAGCUGCCAAACCAGCAAUCAGACACUGGAGUGGUGGGAUGCUGACAGUGACUCUGACUUCCAGAUGAGUGAUGGUGAUUCAGAUGAUAGCGACACUGAAGGGAUUGGACUGAGUACUGCCAUGUUUAUUUCUGGUCCUUCUGGAGCUGGCAAGACUGCCAUGGUGUAUGCUUGUGCUGAGGAACUAGGCUACAAGGUUGUUUUCUCUAUUAGCCAGUAUUGAUAACUGAUGAAAGUAUAGAGCUGUACCCUUCCAGCAGAGUCUUUCUUUCGCUUGCCUAGCUAAGGAAGACUCUGCAUGAAAGGAGUAAGAUUUUUUCUUACCAGGGGUAGAGUCUUGAAUUCUUGAAAAAGUCUUGAAAUUUCCCCAGCAGUUUUGAUCCAGACCUGGAAAAAGUCUAGAAAAUGGAGAUAAAGUCUGCGGAAAUGGUAAAAAGUCUUGAGUUUUUUCCAAAGCCACAAAAAGUACUUUAUAAGUGAAAUUGUUUUUUUCAUUUUGGUCAAAUCUUAUUCAAUCUCACCCAUACGUUUGCAGGGCAUCAUGAAAAAAGCUUUGUUCCUGUGUUUUAAAGGUCUCUUGAUCACCAACUUCAUAACCUUGAGUCUGGAAAAAUUGAUGUAGGCUUUAACCCAGGCCUAAUAGCCCUGCAGUUGCUACAGGGGGCUCAGUUAUGACCAUUGGUUUGUCAAUAAUCAGAUGCUUGAAUUGAAAAAAAAAAACAGUUUGGCAAAGAAAAUGGGAUUGACUAGUGCAGACAUCUCAGCUGCAGCAACCUCAAAGGCUUGAUGUGAUUCAGUUAGAGCCUCCUUUUCCACUCGUUGAUCAAGAAGACAAAAAGGUCAUGCUCUGCUCACAGGAUGAUGAAUAUGCAGUGUUCCUCUUAGAUUUCACAGCCUACCUCAAUUUAUUUCCCCAGUGCUGUCCAUGGUAUGAAGUAUUCUGGAGUUGGUUUUUCUCAAGAGAGUUGCAACUUGAGUCAAAAGUCCUCAGAGCCAGUUUAGACUAUGGUGAAAUCCUGUUGUCACAACCAUCCAUAAUUUGCUGGGUGGUACAGUGUGGUAUUUGAUACAAAAAAGAUGGUCUUAUCAGAUCAAUUUAUUAUUUUAGGUUUCUGGGAAAUUACCCACCUACCCCUCCCCUAAGCCAACAUUAUCAGUUACUUCUCACUUAGGGCAAAAUGUUGGGUUAGGGGAGGGGUAGGUGGGCAGUUUCCUAGAAACCUAAAUUGAUCUGUCUUAUCUACAGCAUUGUUGUAAUGAAGGCUUCCACAAUCCGUUUUUUAAAGACUGAUUAAUCCCAUUCCAUGGCUAUGAAACCAAACAACAAGUUUUGUUUUCCUUUUUAAAGGUGUUUGAAGUCAACAGUGCCUCCAAGCGUUCUGGCAAACACAUCCUUUCACAGCUUGAAGAAGCCACCCAGUCACAUUUGGUUAUCAGCAACAAGCCAACAACAACCAUUAAGGGUCCAGUCCCUGAGCCAUCAUUUGCAGGUCUGUUCAAUAAGCCUGAGGCAAAUUCGUCCUGUGCAUCUGGACCCCUGGGGGCCUUAUUUCAGCAAGCUGGAAAAGCCUCAAAAAGUGAGGAAAAGAAAGGUGUAAAAGGAAGAAAGGGGAAGAAUGUUAAGGAGAAGAAAGAAAAGUCCAGAGCAAAGGGAAAAUCUAUUUUAAAGCAGCCAUCACAAUCACUAAGUCAAGAUGGUACAGAGUCUAAUUUAUCUUCUAAGGCAGCAUCACUGAUUUUGUUUGAAGAGGUUAGUAAUCUUCCUAAGCUUACUUACUUACUUGGGAUGAUCCCCUGAUCGAAACAAUGGAAUAAUGGACAGCCUGUUCUUCCUUCUUAUUCUUCGUGAUAAUUGCUGUAAGGUAAUUUGCCUUGUUCGACGCUGGUCUCUCGUUGCAGUAGGCAAACAUAACGUGUGAUCCUAGAAAUUUCUUCAACAGUGUCCCUUCAAGGGUUUGUUUUUGUACAAAAUAACAAUAUUGAUCAGGUGCACUUUUAUUGCCUACUGGAGCUAAAAAGGAUCAUUCCAUUGUGUCACAUUGUGCCUAUUUCUCGCUAACCAGUGGAUACACUUUUAAAGGGGAUUCUUUAGUUGUCAGAGUUUGUUACUAUGGUAAAAUAGCAAAUUUAAUCAUGUAUCAACCAUCAUGGUGAAAUGUUACGGUAGUGGCCACCACAUGUUCUUGAGGGAACCUGAGAGUCUGGGGCUUAACUACAUGAAUAGGGUGGGCGGUUAUUCAAGGUGGGUGCUUAUUCAGUGGCGGGUCCAGGGGAGAGCCCCCCCCCCCCCCUUUAUUUUUGGACCAAGCUGAGGCCCAAGGAUCCAAAAAAAUUUUUUUAAGACCUCCCCCACCUUUUAUCUCUUGGUCUGGAUGACCGGACCCCACCUUAUCUGAAGGUCUGGAUCUGCCACUGUUAUUUGAGGUUGUGCACUGAAUCGAAUAUAUACAGUAGGAGGAUUGAUAUCCUACUGUGGAGAAUUGCUAGAAUAAAUGGCAAAUCCGUGCUCUUGGCAAUCAAUGUUAAAUAAAUUAUUGUACAUAUAUGUUACAUUUCCCAGUGUGAUAGGGCUUGAUUUUAGUUUAAAAGGACCCUCUAGGAAACUAAUUUUCACUCGUGUGGUUAUUUUGCAUUCAAUUGUCUCAAAGUAGUUGUUUUACAAGUGGUAAAUAUCAGUUAACAGUGAGUUUUAGUUUAACUUACCCGUUUAACGGUAGAGCAUUAUUCUAGCAUAUGCACACAAAGUCUUGGGAAAAAUAGUCUCCUUCAUCUUUCCAUAGUUAGUAACUUUGAUCUUUCCCACAUAGCCACUUAACUAUGUAGGAAAGAUGAACGAGACUUUUUUUUCCGAAACUUUGUGUGCAUAUUAAGGUCAAAUAACUCGCCACGUGGUAAGUUUGAUUGAUUGUUAUUUUUCCGUUUUCUAGCAAAUUUCGAGACCUAAACUUCGUCUCAUAUGUUCUCUAUAUGUACUCAUGUUAUAUGAAACCCGUACGUGACACAAAUAGUGAGCCUGGGUUACCUGUGCUAAAAGUGUUGAUACUCAGGGAACCUGACAUUAGUUAAUCAUUAGUCACCGUGUCCUUGCAUUUUUUUUUUAGGUGGAUGUUAUAUUUGAAGAGGACAAGAGUUUCUGGAUGGCUGUGAAUUCUUUCAUGCAGAAUGCUAAGUGCCCAAUUGUUUUGAUAAGCACAGGUCAGCAACUGAUGUAGUUACUAAAUACAUAAUGAUCAUCCCAGUAGUAAUAGCGGAGCUCCACGCGCGAAGCGCGCGCGAGCGUAGCCCCAUACCUAAGAAAAAGUGGUAAUCUACCCAUCCGAGAAAUUUUGGUAAUCAAGUGACCGUCCACCCGUCCGUCCGCACCACAGGCAUACCAAUGUAAAAUAACUCAAUCAACAGGUAUGGCAACCCAAAUGGAACUCGAGGUUAUUUUGGCGGGAAAUUGCAGAACCACCCGCGUCUUGUAAAGCAGAGACAACUAAAGCCAAUAAAGACGAAAACGGAGAGCGGAAUUUUUUUCUGUAUCCGUAUUGUCUUAAGUAUUAAGCUUAGAUUAAUUGUCAUGUCCACAAAUUUGGAAUAUAGAGAAAUAGAAAGACAGAGCCGAAAAAGAGAAUGUAGGGGACAGGCCAGCGAAGCUCAACGAGAAAUAGAGAGACAGAGAGCUAGAGCGAGAGAUAAAAAACAAAGGAGACAUUUUUUGUUGGAAGAACAAUAUGAAAAUUUUGUAGCGGCGGGGGGAAAUGAGAAAUGCUGGCGGCCACCAACCCCUCCCCUGAGCUAGCAUUAACACUUACUUCUCACUUAGGGCAAAAUGAUGGCUUAAGGGAGGGGUAGGUGGGCUGUUUCCCAAAAAAUAUUGAUCCGUAAGUUGAGCUAUUUUUUGACUUAUGUUUGUGUGUUAUAAUUGUUUUUCAGAAUCUCAAGUAAGCUGUGAAGGGAGGUAUGAUCAGAUAAACGUGAAGUGUCCUUCGGUGAACCUACUGUCAGCUCAUUUACAGCUGGUAGGACUGAUGAACAACAUGUUUAUUAAUCCAGAAGACCUCAAGUCACUAGUGGCGCACAACAACUGUGAUAUCCGCAAGUCUCUUCUCAACCUGCAAUUCUGGUCAGCGUCACAUGGGGGGCUCAAGAUGCCAUACAAAAGGCCCGCACAUUUGAAUGACUCCUCCCGCAUUUCCGACAAGAAUCAAACUACCCAAACCAGUGGUCAUGCUAGAAGCGCAGAGUGUGUAGAGACAAAUAGUCUAUCACAAGACGUGCCACAGUCUCAUCCUACCAUGACUGGUGGAGUUUUAGAUGAAGGGGGUGAGGAAAGUAUGUUUCUCUCUCUGAGCGACUGGCAGAUAAUCAAGAGUGGAGGGCUCAGACGAAGUUCACGUUCUUCGCGCAGUGGAACUUUGAAACCAACUGAGGCUGACAACUCUGACUCAGAUUUCUGUGAACCAAAAAGGAAGACGCUGGUAUGUGCGGACAGUUCCACUGAUUCCGUCUUUGAAAUCACUGACACCAAUGACAGCCAGCCAGUCAACAGUGACAAGAGGCCAGAUGACUCUCGACAACUUCCUUUUAUGGAUGGUCUACUUUUUGAAAGCGUCCUUGGCUUGCUGAACUGUUUACAGCAACCAGCUGAAGGGUCACUGUCAGCUCUGCAGAAAGGAGCGAAACCACAAGAUGAACUGCAGGUGUUACUAUGGUUUAUUCUAAAAUAUGGUGUAUAUAAAUAGCCCUUUUCUGAGUUUCCCAAAGCCUCUGUUUCAAAGUGAGGCUAAGUGCAAAGCUAUCGAUAUGAAUUUCACGUAAAUUUAACUUAUUUUUACAAGAAAGGUUUUGGCUUAGGCUUGUUUUGAAAGUGAUUAGAGUUUUUGGAACUCGGAAACGGCCUAUUAGCAAAGUUAGCCACUGAUAUUAGGGGAAAUAAAGGCGCCUUACUUUUUUUAUGAUCAAUGCAGAUCCAAGAUAUUUGAGUUAACAGCCUUGCAUUAAAUUAAAAACUCCUUUCCGUGACGGAUGCUCCUUCUAAUUUGCAGGAAUAAGCUCUUUAAUGAUAUAUUUCUCUAAAAAGAACUCAAUACAAUAAUAGUGGUAACAUCUUUUUCUGUUCUAAUCGCAUUGUAGACUUGUUACUUAGUUACUUGACAUCUGAUACGGCUAAAAGCAAGGCAACUGAUUCUUGUGGCAACUAAUGGUUUGUUCAUUAUUUGGGCAGGUCCGUAACAUACCCGAGAAGUUACACCUGGCUCAUUUUAGCCAAGUUCUUGGCGUAAACCUUACCCAUGCAAACCUGAGCGGCCUUCUGCCAUUUUUUGUGGAUCCAUCCGUUUCACAGCAGAAGGAGGAAGUGCCUGAUCAGUCUGAAGCCAAGGAAAGUAAAAAUGCACCUUCUGAUAUCACGAAAGAUGUUACAACCAAGGGCGAGAAUAUGUUUUCAGGUAUAUUUUCAGAUACUAGCCUCUUUGAUGAUGGCACAGAGCCUCGCGUUAAUAUUACUGAGAACAAAGAAGGAAUAGAGAAAGAGCCAGAGAAAGGAUUAGUAGAGGCUAACAAGAGUGCACCGAGUUCCCAGGACUCAACGGACACUGGGUUCAGUGAGUCACAGACAAAAGAGGAGACUGGGGAGAGCGAAGGUCAAAAUCGUGAAAUGAAGGCAGGCAUUGCUGUUAAAAAAGGAAGUGAACUUGUGCACCGGAAGCCAUCCCAAGGUAUGCGUCAAACUGAACAUGUAAAUAUACCGUAUUUCCUCGAAUAAUAGCCUUCCAUCGAUUAAUCGCCUCCCUUGGACGGAAAUAUUUAAAAUAAUCGCAUCCCUCUAAUAAUCGCCUCUCCUCCGCUCCUCUCGCCUUCUUAUCUUCCUUUUAUCCCCUCCCUGUCAAGUGUAAGUGAAAGGUGAUCCAGCAAAACUGAUAAGUGACUAUUCAAGCCAUGAAAAUUAAUCAAGGAACUAAAUUUGGAACACUUAAAAAGCCCAUGUUCAGUUAAUUUGAUGUGAAUAUUUUUUUUAUUUAAUGGCAUAAUAAAACAAAAUACAUUUAGGGCACGACUUCCAGUGAGCAAUAUUUGAAAUAAUCGCCUCCCUCAAAUAAUCGCCUUCCCUCGAAUAAUCGCCCCCUUUUUGUGCGGAAAAAGAAAUAAUCGCCCCCGGCUAUUAUACGAGGAAAUACGGUAGUGCCAUAACCUUGUUUGGUCCAUUCAGCUUUCAUUGUAAUAGCUCUAUGAAAAAGAUCUUGUAGUCUUGCUUUUUUAGGUUUGUCAAUGACAUGCACUGGCAAACUCAUCGUUCCUUUUUCUUCUCAGAUGAAAAAUUAACCAGCAAAGCUCUUGAAAUCUUUGCACAGUGUGCAGAAAACAUGUCAUUUGCUGACGCCUAUUGUCCAAACCUUUCUGACACUCAGUCCAACUCGGCGCGGUUUGGCUGGUGGGGAGCUCAUUUGAAACCUGGACUUACAGACGAACACGUGACUGUGAAGGAGACAAGCGAUUGGCUGGCUUGUGAAACGCGUUCAUCUAUCCGUGGAGCGUUGGAAGUGGCCAAUUUAGAUGAUUGUUUUGUCAAAGUUAAGUCUUUGUCUGAAGAUCUUACAGAAACUGGAAAUUCACCCGUCGAAGAAAUCACAGGAGAUCAAACCUCCACAGUCAAAAGUGUGCUAUGUGACUUGGAUAGAUUAUCAGAAGAUUUUCCUCCACGCGAUUUCAAUUCUGUAGUGCGUUUGGAUGCAGUCACUCAGGCACAAAACAGGUAAGAUGCUAGCACAAAAGUCGUUAAGAUAGUGGUGCAAAAUUCGUGAUUAUCGGUGAAUUAUAGGCAACCCCGUUCUUAACCGCGGUCAAACGCUCGAGCAUGCGCAAUGCACUCGUAUCCGGUCCCGGCCGGGAAAAUUUCCCGCGCGAAAUUUUAAUUGCAACCAUUGCAGAGACCGGUGUCAAGCAAAGUAUAGUUGAACAAUCGUCAGUAAUACGCUAAAGUUAAGGGAAAUACUUCAAAGUGAAGGUUUUUGUUUUCACAGUUAAUAGUUAGAUAAAUUUUCAUUAUUCUCCGAGUUCACUAAAUUUUUUUGACCUUCACUAAAAAAGUUCUUCGCGUUAAAAGAGCCGACAUGCGAAAGCUUGUCGUCGCCAUUUGUUUAGACUUGUUUACUGAAUGUCGCUGUUCCAAUGCGUGAUGAGUCCAGGAAGAGAGAAGCCAACAGGAAGAGAAAACUGUAGUCAAAAACAGCUCCGGAGUGUUGAUUAAGUUUUAUCGAGGGCAGAAGGGGUACCUGCUGAAGGAUCAUGGCCUUGCCUGAGGCAUAGAGACGCGAUAGUUGCCGAGGACAAACGCUGCUCCUGUCCAUCUUCGUGGGGACACAGUAAAACCAUUUAAAAUUCCAAUCCUCGAGAGACUGUAUGCAGUAUUUGACGAGGUGGGCAGGAACAACCUUACAACGUUACCGACCACAAACCUCGGACAAAAUGGUGCAAUAAUUAUGCCGAAGCAACGCAGUUAAUAAAUCUCUUCACUCCAAAAACAAACGAAAGAGACAUCAGAAAAUAUGGUAAACCACACUUUACUAAAAUUUUGUUCUCAGCAAUUUGAAUUCACUGUCCUCUCAUUUUAAGUAAUAUUUUAUAAACAGAUGAACAACUGUACAGAAAUAUUUUUUUCUCGGUUAAUGGUUUUUUUUUCAGCUUUUCCCUCCCCUCCCCUCCCCUCCCCAUGACCUAUUUCCUUGAUUACCUUUUGAGCUCCUGAUCAGGUGAGCCAAGUCUUUCAACAUUUUGCUAUAUAUAAACGCAGUGUGCUUUGCAUUUUAAGCUCGUCAGAAGCAAUUAACUACAAGUGAUCAUCGAAAAACUGGUUGGAGUCAUCCCUGUUCUAGUUGUCAGAAAAAGAAAUGGAAGUGAGGGGUGUCCUAUUUGUGAUUGAAACAGAAGAGAAAAAACGGAAUUUAACUUUUUCACUUAGACCAUAAUAAUGCACUUUGUUUAAGCCAGAGAGGUGAUCAAAGAUCAAGAAAGAAGACUUUAAGAAAAAGCAGAAAAAAUAAUAAUAAUAAACAGGUAACAAAGCCUUGAGAGGAUAGCUGCCCAUCUCCAAAUGAUGGCUGGUCAGUUAGACUGCUUGGCUAACAAGAUUUUCUAAAAGACAGUCUAAAAUACUGUAAGAAAGAAGACAAAAUUGCAAAUAAAAUUGAGUGGAACCUUUAUUUGUCUUUUCAGUUAAAUUAGGUGUUCUUUAUGUACAUCAUUUCCAUUCUUUCUUCUCAUUUUGCAUCCUUUUCUCAUGGAUCUGCUUCUCCUUCAGGGUCUAGACUCUGUGUCUUCUAUUCAUCCCCUUCCUAACUUUCUGUACAAAAAUAAGAUAGAUUUAAUCAAAUAAAUAAUAAGUUGUCAGAUUGUUAUAGCAAGAACAAAACUACAGUAGAUACCAAGUACCUUCCCUUUUAAUGCUAUAUGAGCAUCUAGUAACCCACAAUAAUCUCUAACUCCUAUUAUUUGGCCCACCUUAAAGAUGCAUACAAGAUCAUUAAACACCAUGGCAGUUUAAAUCAACACAGAAGGUCGUACAACUGAGACCUCAUUUACCACCAACCCCCACCCCUAUUGCUAGUAAUUUAAACUGUAAAGCUAAGACCAAGCUACGAGCAUUGAAUGGACAGCGUAAUGAAAACAGAAGCCUAGUCAUGAAUGUAAACAAACAUGAAGAAUAAGCAAUAGUGUUGAAAUGGCAGCAUGUACACUGAUGUCUGAUCAAUUUGCAAUGUCAAACAGUCAAAAAUAAUCUUAUGCUGCUGUGAUUAUUGAACUUAUGUGUGGUUAUUAAACAUCUGCUAAAACAAAAACCUUUUUCCCCUCACAAUGUGCCUGGCCUAAAACAAUAAAUAACACCGACACUAUAGAUGUUCCUACAUCUUUUUUGAGCUCGAUUAUGUUUACUAUAAAACUCAUGUGAUGUGGUCAUUGAAUUUUAUGAAUGAGAUCUAAAAUAAUUAUUCAUUAUCGAUACAUUUUGUUUGUUAUUAAUACAGACUUAAACCCUGUGCGAGAUAAUAUAUUUGAUGUGAAAAGAUAAGAACAAGCUUAAAAUUAAGGUCGUCAGUCAUAAAAGAACAGUUUCAUCGGCAAAAAAAAAGACAACCAGACAAUUUACUAAAUUUUUUAUUUUGCAGAACGAACCAGAGCCCAAAAGAUAUGGUUUCUAUUAAAUAAAAAUACCAACCAUUCACAUUACGUUCAAGCCAGUGUUAGUAUAAAAACAUUACAGAAAGCUUAAACAAUUUAAAACUAUUUAAACUUGAGCUAUACAGUACUUUUAGCGGCCACAAAUGUGUGCCACCAUUUUGAUCAACAAGAGCAUAAGAGCACUUGGGGAAUAUUAUGAUUGUCAAAGACAAGUUUACUCAUACUUACAUUUCCUGUUACACGUUCUUCUUAUUCUUCCUAUUCAUCGCCAGUGAACUUUCUUGAAAUACAAAGAAAAUUUCUCUGUUCUUGCCCGCAAGAAGACGUAGCCACAUGUGUAUAGAUUUUCCAAAUCGAAUGUAGCGAUCACCAAGCACAUCUUCGCGCAUGCUCAGACGUUUGACCGCGGUGGAACCCCGUUCUCAGGGUUCUCUCCUACCCACCCUACAGAGCGAGAGAGGGCGGGUAGGAGAGAACCCUGGGAACGGGGUUCAAUUAUGAGUGCCCUCAUGAAACAGUGCCAGUGCUUCAUUUUGGAAAAUACUUUGCAGUUCUACUUGCCCCCAUCUUAUACAAUGUUGAAACUUGGAAAAAAGUCUGGAUACACUCGUCCAACGUUGUUUGUGGGUUGGGAGGAGGGGUUGGGCAUGUGUGAUUUCUGAAAAGUAUUGUCCUAAGACUUUUGUCCAAGACUGUAUCCAUCUAGCUCAGUAGAUUGUUAGUCAGUAAGCCAGUCAGUUAGCUAGCUAGCUAAGUACCUUGUUAGUAGGUUUGUAACACCAACUAGCCGAGUGGCCGUCACAGUAAAAACUUCGUUGUUGUCUCUUUUUUAAAUGUUAAUGACCACAAAAAUUUGAUUAAAACUGGUUUGGCGACGAAUCAAAAACAAUAAACCAAAUGGCAGUUAAGCAUUUGGCAGCUCCAAGAUUUUAUCUAGGAUUACAAACUAACUGAUAAUAAGUUGUUGUUGCUUUUUUUAGUUCAACUGCAAGCCGACGGAAACUUUACAGUUCCCUGAGUUCAUGCAUCCCCGUUCUUAACCACUGUAACCAUUGCAGUGUAGUAUGUGACUACAUUCCCACCUUUCGCCUGCUUUGUCACUCUGAAAGACUCCGAGAGGCAGCUCAUAUCAAAAGAAGGUAUGGCAAAUCCUUUAAUGACUUUUGCUUUGUCAUUUUUAGGGCCGUUUUUACGAGGAAGUAUAAAACGCGUCCUAAAUAAGGGUGGAUUUCCACUGUCGCGUAAUUUUACGUGCGUACGCGCGUACAAUUUCGCAAGGAAGUAGGACGAAUUUAGGCGGGAAGGACAAACCUAGUCUGUCAGCAGUUUCCAGUUGUCCUUGAAAAGUCAGUCGAACUACCUUGCCACUUUCUGUUGUUUCGCUAGUAGUCACGUGUCGUUUCUUGAGCAGUCAUGUCAUGUCAUGUCAUGUCAUAGUCAUGACGUGUACGCGCGCUUUUUCCCGCUCCUGAGACCGGCAGCUUGUAUUUUUUUUAAAAUUCUCAUUGGCUCAGAUUAUUGACUUAGCUUGUCGUGAUUGGUUAAUAGAGAGGAGAAGUGUGACGUCAUGUGACCAUGGUAGCAAAAUUUCUAGAACUCAGCAGUCUUUCUUGACAGAGAUGGCCAUUGGCAUUGUCGAACGAUGGAAGAAAAGUAUGGGCUCCGGUUUGUGCAAUCAUGCACAGUAAAUUCAUACAAGUCAAUUUUUUCGUUUUUUUGUUUCCUGCCAUAUUUGCAGGACCAUGCUACCAUGGCAACAUGACGUAACGACUUCUCCUUUCUAUUGCUUUAGAUGUAGUUUUAACUCCUAAACUGCAAAGUUUGUUUUUCCUUUGCUAGAUUCCUUCAUUAUCUGGACUCUAAUUCGUUCCCCAUUAACCGUGCAACCAUGGAUACCUUAGCCGACUCUUAUAUGGUUUCUUAACAUCAACGAAGGAACGCGGUUUGUCUUUUUUCCCAUGAAGCAAUGCGAAUGACUCUGUUUUUAGUUCUAAACCUAAAUAAUGCAUCAUAAUUAGUUUAUCCUAAGUAUCAGAAUAUCCCUGUGUAAAUAAACGUAUUUAGCCACAUGCGAAGAAAGGCUGCUGUAUUCUAUAUGUACAUUGCUUCUCUAGGCGUGUUUUUAUUGAUUAUGGUCACUGUUUGGUCAUACAGGGUCAAAACAACCAAGUGUAUAGUUUGACUCAGGCUGCGCACUCGCCCCUAUACCCCCUUUGAAAAACGAAACGCGUUUGCUUCUAAUGUCACAUUUACGCUGGUGUGGUUUAGGUAAUUGUAAUAACAAAGGCGAGAACCGUGCUGGAAACGUUGAUUUCCUUGCUGGAAAUAUUGAUUUCCUCGAGACAGAGUGCGGAGACUCCAGGGACCUUUCAUUUCUUCGAGAAACAGUGGGUGGGAAAGGGAACUUUAGCAUCGACUGGAAGUUCACACUGCU